This is a messenger RNA of Phacochoerus africanus (Common warthog), 3812 nucleotides long. RefSeq names its product leucine zipper tumor suppressor 2 (gene LZTS2). Lineage: Eukaryota; Metazoa; Chordata; Mammalia; Artiodactyla; Suidae. Bases 1660 to 3678 code for a protein of 672 amino acids. The transcript is spliced from 5 exons. The record is from RefSeq and is a predicted model, not a curated record. Gene Ontology annotation, biological process: cell division; negative regulation of canonical Wnt signaling pathway.
UCCCGGCUUCCUGUCUCUCGGAAUGGGAACUCGUGAUCCCAGACUUGAUCCCGCUGGAUGGUCCUUGGAGUUUGGUGAGGGGGAGACUUUCCCCAACUCUUCUGCCCCCAAAACAGGUCUGUGGGAUCUCGGACCUUGGCCAGACCUCCCUCGGGCCCCAGCUGGACCCAGCCCUCAGCCGCCCCCAGCCCGCUGAGCUGGGGAGCGUGUGCUGUCCCGGUUUUUCAAGGAUGUUGCGGAGAGCGAGGGGUUUUCUUCCCACAGCCACAAACGCAUUUCUCAAAAUGGAGCCUCCACUUGCCCCUCCUUCUCUCUCGGGCUCCAAGAGCGGGAGCCUGGCUGGCUGGGCCUGGCUUUCCAGACGCCUGGCGCUGGCUCGCUGGGUGUCUGGAUCUCAGGGCCCAGACUGAUGUCUCUUCUGGUUGAGGGGCCCCUGGCUCACUGGAUCCGCCUGACCCUGGGGCCGCUUUCAGUCUUUGUCUCCUGUCUUCGGAGUCUCUGUCUCCUCCCCUCAGUUUCCACUUUUUCUGUGCUCACUGAAAAGUAGGGAAACGCAGAGGUGCCAGUCCCCUCAUAGCCCCCUAAGAAGCCCCUUCCCCGCUGUUGUCUCCAUGCCCUGGAGUGGCCUGGGGGAGCGCAGAGGGCGUGUUCCACCGACUUUGCUCAGGGCUGGCACUUGUGGGGUGGACUCAGCCCCUACCCCUGCUCCCUGGACACCAGUCACCCCCACCCCAGUUCCUAGCUCCCAGCUCCUCCUCCUCAGUCAGGACACCUCCCCAGUUCUCUAGGGCUUUUGACUUUAGUGGGGAGGUUGCGGGGGGCGGUGGGGGGGGGACCUUAAUGGAACACAAGCAGGAAUGAAGGAGAGCAGAUCAAGCAAAGGAUAACGUCUCUCCUCUCCCUACACUCCCUACACAAGUGACAAAAACCAGGCUCCCACUCACCCAUUUGGCCCUGCAUGCCACCCAGGCGUGCGCGCUCGCUCUCUCUCUCUCUCUCUCUCUCUCUCUCUCAUGCUCCCAUGCACACACAUUGCUCUGUACGCACACUCUGUACACACUUGUGCACCCUCAGGUACACAUACUCAUGUAUAUAUGAAUGGACAUCUCUCCAAACAUCUUCUCUCAUAGUCACACUCAUGUACCACAAAUUCACUUAUUAUGUAUGCAUUUGUAACUUUCAUGUACUUUCUGAGAGAGAUACAUUAUUUAUGCAAACAUUCUUUUAAGAUCUGCACAUAUGAGUGCACAUAGAUACUCACGUGUGCCUGAAUGUACCGUUGCAUCUGUCCAAACAUAUAUGUGUACUCACACACACUCACUCAUGUUUUCACAUACAGUGCUCGUUUUCAUGCUCUUGUGCACAGUUUCACACGCACAAAUAAGUAAAUGCACACACUCCUACUCCUACGCAAUUCUCUGUCCACAUCUUGGCCCCUGCUCUGCAUGAUGACUUCAGCAGAUGCCUGAGUCCUGGUGUUCAGCCUCCGGACUAGGGAGGGAGUUCCGGGUGGAGACUUGCUGUCCUCUUCCAGGAAGGAGCAGGGGCUGGGGAGGUGGAGCCCUCUUCCCUGGACUCCAGGGAAGUGAGAACUUGGAGCAGCUGCCAGAGGUGAUGGUUUCCCUGGAGGCCCUUGGCCAGGCCUGAGCCUCUGCCGCCAUGGCCAUUGUGCAGACGCUGCCGGUGCCACUGGAGCCCGCUCCUGAGGCCGCCACUGCCCCACAAGCUCCAGCCAUGGGCAGCGUGAGCAGCCUCAUCUCAGGCCGGCCCUGCCCUGGGGGGCCGGCUCCUCCCCGCCACCACGGUCCCCCUGGACCCACCUUCUUCCGCCAGCAGGAUGGGCUGCUGAGGGGUGGCUAUGAGGCCCAGGAGCCACUGUGCCCAGCUGUGCCCCCCAGGAAGGCUGUCCCUGGCACCAACUUUACCUACAUCAAUGAGGACUUCCGGACAGAGUCACCCCCCAGCCCAAGCAGUGACAUUGAAGAUGCCCGAGAGCAGCGGGCACGAAAUGCCCAUCUCCGUGGCCCCCCACCAAAGCUCAUCCCUGUCUCUGGAAAGCUGGAGAAGAACAUGGAGAAAAUCCUGAUCCGCCCAACAGCCUUCAAGCCAGUGCUGCCCAAACCUCGAGGGGCGCCAUCCCUACCUAGCUUCCUGGGUCCUCGGGCCGCCGGACUGUCGGGGAGCCAAGGCAGCCUAACACAGCUGUUCGGGGGCCCUGCCUCCUCCUCCUCUUCCUCCUCAUCCUCAGCUGCCGACAAACCCCUGACACUGAGUGGCUGGGCCAGCGGCUGCCCAUCGGGGACGCUGUCCGACUCUGGCCGAAACUCACUGUCCAGCCUCCCCACUUACAGCACCGGGGGUGCCGAGCCGGCCACCAACUCCCCAGGCGGGCAUCUGCCCUCCCAUGGCCCUGGGCGGGGGGCACUGCCUGGGUCAGCCCGAGGGGCCCCUGCCGGGCCCUCCCACUCAGACAGUGGCCGAUCUUCCUCCAGCAAGAGCACAGCCUCCCUGGGGGGCCGUGUGGCUGGGGGGCUCUUGGGUAGCGGUCCCCGGGCCUCCCCCGACAGCAGCUCCUGUGGGGAACGCUCCCCACCACCGCCCCCACCCCCUCCGCCCCCUUCGGACGAGGCCCUGCUGCACUGUGUCCUGGAAGGAAAGCUCCGUGACCGGGAGGCAGAGCUGCAGCAGCUGCGAGACAGUCUGGACGAGAGUGAGGUGACCAUGUGCCAGGCAUAUGAGGAACGGCAGCGGCACUGGCAGCGCGAGCGUGAGGCCCUGCGAGAGGAUGGUGCCACCCAGGCCCAGGCGCAGCGGGCACAGCGGGCCCAGCAGCUCCUGCAGCUUCAGGUGUUCCAGCUGCAGCAGGAGAAGCGGCAGCUGCAGGAUGACUUUGCACAGCUGCUGCAGGAACGCGAGCAGCUGGAGCGACGCUGCGCUACCUUCGAGCGGGAGCAGCGAGAGCUUGGACCACGGCUCGAGGAGACCAAGUGGGAGGUGUGCCAGAAGUCAGGCGAGAUCUCCCUGCUGAAGCAGCAACUGAAGGAGUCUCAGGCAGAGCUGGUGCAGAAGGGCAGCGAGCUGGUAGCCCUGCGAGUGGCGCUGCGGGAGGCCCGGGCAGCGCUGCGGGUCAGUGAGGGCCGGGCGCGGGGCCUCCAGGAGGCCGCCCGAACACGCGAGCUGGAGCUGGAGGCCUGUUCCCAAGAGCUGCAGCGGCACCGCCAGGAGGCUGAGCGGCUGCGAGAGAAAGCGGGACAGUUGGACACCGAGGCGGCUGGACUCCGGGAACCCCUUGUGCCACCUGCCACUGCCGACCCAUUCCUCCUGGCAGAGAGCGAUGAAGCCAAGGCACAGCGGGCAGCUGCUGGGGUUGGGGGCAGCCUGCGGGCCCAGGUGGAGCGUCUCCGGGCAGAGCUGCAGCGGGAGCGGCGGCGUGGCGAGGAGCAGCGGGACAGCUUUGAGGGGGAACGGCUGGCCUGGCAGGCGGAGAAGGAGCAGGUGAUCCGCUACCAGAAGCAGCUGCAGCACAACUACAUCCAGAUGUACCGACGCAACAGGCAGCUGGAGCAGGAGCUACAGCAGCUCAGCCUGGAGCUGGAGGCCCGGGAACUCGCCGACCUGGGCCUGGCGGAGCCAGCUCCCUGCAUCUGCCUGGAGGAGAUCACCGCCACCGAAAUCUAGGGCCUUGGCAUCCAGCUCUGCGGGGGCUCUACUGAAUAGAGGCAGUAGCCUCAGGUCUGAGGGCCCCAGAGCCACUCAGCCCCUGGGAUCCAUGUCUCUGGGCCUCUGCCAAGGACUCGGGGCUGUGCUGUGAG